Molecule: messenger RNA, 252 nt
Organism: Parascedosporium putredinis
Lineage: Eukaryota; Fungi; Ascomycota; Sordariomycetes; Microascales; Microascaceae
Source: the annotation of a GenBank genome assembly
AUGGGCGGCGCCAUUCCUUUCCUUUCCGAGCAGGCCCUUGCGCGAUGUAGCAACUAUGACGACCAAUCGACCGCCGUGAGCAUCUACACAGCGUACUGCUCUGCCAAGGGCUAUACCGAGGUUGUUUCCCCUUCAGUCGACGAGGUCCACGACAAGCGGCGCGACCGACGGGGGUUCGAGGACCACGCAGUCGACUUCCACGACGACGCCUCCAGACAUCCCGACAAACUCGAGCUCGCCGUCGCCGAGUGA